This is a messenger RNA of Fukomys damarensis (Damara mole-rat), 3432 nucleotides long. RefSeq names its product ring finger protein 157 (gene Rnf157). Lineage: Eukaryota; Metazoa; Chordata; Mammalia; Rodentia; Bathyergidae. Gene Ontology annotation, molecular function: ubiquitin protein ligase activity. Gene Ontology annotation, cellular component: cytoplasm. Gene Ontology annotation, biological process: protein ubiquitination. The transcript is spliced from 19 exons. The annotation marks the transcript as partial. The record is from RefSeq and is a predicted model, not a curated record.
GAUGGGAGAAGGCUGUGGGCGCAGGUGUUCCUGAGGUCCGCAGGGCCGGGACCUGUGAAGACUUCAGGCAGUUAUUUUGCCAGCCACUUCAUCAUGGGAGGAGAGAAGUUUGACUCAACACACCCCGAGGGUUACCUGUUUGGCGAGAACAGUGAUCUGAACUUCCUGGGGAACAGACCAGUCGCGUUUCCUUAUGCCGCCCCGCCUCCCCAAGAGCCUGUGAAGACACUGAGAAGCCUGAUCAACAUCCGCAAGGACACGCUGAGACUCGUCAAAUGUGCUGAGGAAGUGAAGAGCGCUGGAGAAGAGGCCGGCCGAGCUAAAGUUCACUACAACGUUGAGUUCACCUUUGACACAGAUGCCCGGGUAGCCAUCACCAUCUACUAUCAGGCCACUGAGGAGUUCCAGAAUGGAAUUGCCAGCUAUAUUCCGAAAGACGACAGCCUGCAGUCGGAGACCGUGCACUACAAGCGGGGGGUGUGCCAGCAGUUUUGCCUGCCCUCCCACACGGUGGACCCCUCGGAGUGGACUGAAGAAGAGCUUGGCUUUGACCUGGACCGAGAGGUUUACCCUCUGGUGGUGCACGCUGUGGUCGAUGAAGGAGAUGAAUAUUUUGGCCACUGCCAUGUGCUGCUGGGUACUUUUGAAAAGCACACAGAUGGGACUUUCUGUGUCAAGCCCCUCAAACAGAAACAAGUAGUAGAUGGGGUUAGCUACCUCCUCCAGGAGAUCUACGGAAUUGAAAACAAGUACAACACUCAAGAUUCUAAGGUGGCCGAGGACGAAGUAAGUGAUAACAGCGCAGAGUGCGUGGUGUGUCUCUCGGAUGUCCGGGACACCUUGAUCCUGCCCUGCCGCCACCUCUGCCUCUGUAACACGUGUGCAGACACCCUGCGCUACCAGGCCAACAACUGCCCCAUCUGCCGGCUGCCCUUCCGGGCACUGCUUCAGAUCCGAGCCAUGAGGAAAAAAUUGGGCCCCUUGUCCCCAUCCAGCUUUAACCCCAUCAUUUCGUCCCAGACAUCUGACUCUGAAGAGCAUUCAUCCUCAGAGAAUAUUCCACCAGGUUACGAAGUGGUGUCUCUUCUGGAGGCCCUCAAUGGACCCCUCACCUCGUCACCAGCAGUCCCUCCACUUCACGUGCUUGGAGAUGGUCACCUCUCAGGAAUGCUGCCUUCUUACGGCAGCGACGGCCACCUGCCCCCCGUCAGGACACUCUCCCCGCUUGACCACCUGUCUGACUGCAGCAGCCAAGGACUCAAGCUCAAAAAGAGUCUCUCCAAGUCCGUUUCACAGAAUUCUUCCGUGCUACAUGAAGAGGAAGAAGAGCGAUCCUGCAGCGAGUCAGAGACUCAGCCCUCUCAGAGACCGGCUGCUCAGCACUCCGGAGAGGAAUGUGGCGUAACUCCAGAAAGUGAGAAUCUCACCCUGUCCUCAUCAGGGGCUGUUGAUCAGUCAUCCUGCACAGGGACCCCGCUGUCCUCCACCAUUUCCUCCCCGGAAGACCCUGCCAGCAGCAGCCUGGCCCAGUCCGUCAUGUCCAUGGCCUCCUCCCAGAUCAGCACUGACACAGUCUCCUCCAUGUCUGGCUCCUACAUUGCCCCUGGCACUGAAGAGGAGGGAGAAGGCCUCCCUUCCCCACGGGCAGCAAGCAGAGCCCCCUCAGAAGGGGAGGGGAUGCCAGCUGAGUCUCCAGAUAGCAACUUUGCCGGCCUCCCUGCCGGAGAGCAGGAUGCAGAGGGAAAUGACAUCAUAGAAGAAGAAGACGGCUCUCCCAUGCAAGAAGAUGGCCAGAGGACAUGCACAUUUCUAGGUAUGGAGUGUGACAAUAACAAUGACUUUGACAUCGCAAGCGUGAAAGCACUGGACAAUAAGCUGUGCUCUGAGGUCUGCUUACCCGGUACCUGGCAGGCUGAUGACAACAUUGUCAGUCGGCGGACUCAGCGCCGGCGCUUAUCAUCCAGCAGCCUAGAGGACCCUGAGGACAGGUCCUGCGUGUGGGGUCCUCUGGCCGUCUGAGAGCACCUGCCCUUCUCCCCAGGCACCCUCCUGUCCUUGCACUCCGUCUGUCCUCCCUGGACCACUGGCCUCCCAACAUCCACAGCAAGAUGCGUGUAGACUGCAUACACACGUGAAAGUUGGAUAUGGAGUUCAGCCUGCUCUGUCUCCCAGCCUCAUCUCCUGUAACUUUGAUCCCUCCCCUCUCAAGGGACCAGAGCCCACUUUUCUCCUUGUGGGUUGAUGCCAUUCCACGAACUGCAGCUUGUGAGACCCUCUGCAGAGACUCUGGACUGUGUCUGCUGCCCCUGUGGGCAGGUGGAGCUAAGGGUCAGGGGCUGUUUGUUUCUUCCACAUUUUUUCUCCCUAGGGGGCAGACCAAGCAGACUCCAGUUUUGGCAGCUUUGUUACAAACACCCAUCUGACAGUUUCUGGUCUCUGGCUCCUCUUAACCAUUUGAGACUGCCAAUUUGGGUUGGUCAGGGGAUGGCUCAGAUGAGAAGAGGGGACAGUCUUGUGCAGAGUAUGGAGUUUACCUCCCAAAGCAUUGAGAACUCUGCUGUCAAGGACAAGGGAGAUGGUGACGACCAAAAGGUUGGUUGAAGAGUGGGUUCCUUCUGGAGCAGACCUGGUCUCCUGUGUCUCAUGUGUCUGCUUUAGAAAGAGCCCUGAAUACGAGACUCUAGUUAGGAUGACUCCCUUCUGGAGGCCCUUUCAUGAUCAGGUACCAUUGUGAAGGCCUGGGACUCCAUCCAGAGGUAACUCUGCAAGGGCAUUUCUGGACCACCUCCAUGUACUCAGUGCUAGGGCUACUGUAUAUUUCUUCUUCAUUACAGCCCUGUGGGGGAGUCUGACUCCUAUGUCCCCAUCUCCAUCCCUUCUUUAAAAGUGGAAGAAAUAGGCCAAGAGAAGGGUGAACCAGCAGUUCUUAAACCAGUGCCCAGAACCACAGAGGGACGUGUGGGGAACCCUGAGCUCAGUCAGUCUAGGCAGUAGCCCAGGGCUGGAAGUGGUGGCCUAGAAGCCAUAGGACCUUCGCCUUGAGGAUUCUUCCUCCUCUUUUUUCCUCUCCUGCAUUCAAGAUCUGCUGACAGUGAGAGAUAGAGAGGGAGGUGGAGUUCCAAUCUGCAUACAAAUGAAGUACGGCAGCAAGGCUGGCUAGGAAGUUGAUGGGUAUCUCACCUCUCCUCAGUGGGUUCCAUGUGGCUCUUGCAUAGAUGUUUUUUCCGGUGGCUUUUGGAAAAGUGGUUUAGCAGGAUAUGAGAUUACCUGGGAAGCAGAAACAAUUACUUGUGAGGGUAAUGUGUGGGAUAGCCUUAGGCCGUGCCCACUAUAUUAGGAUUUGCAGCUCUGUACUAGGUAUGGUAGUUCAUGCCUGUAAUCCCAGCUGUUUGGGAGGCUGAGACUAGAAGACUGCAUCUUCCAGGCCAGCCU